Xenopus laevis (African clawed frog) is the source of this 4500-nucleotide messenger RNA. RefSeq names its product protein kinase cGMP-dependent 1 S homeolog (gene prkg1.S). Lineage: Eukaryota; Metazoa; Chordata; Amphibia; Anura; Pipidae. The transcript has 18 exons. The coding region runs from base 882 to 2939 and encodes 685 amino acids. Gene Ontology annotation, molecular function: ATP binding; protein serine/threonine kinase activity; protein kinase activity. The record is from RefSeq and is a predicted model, not a curated record. Gene Ontology annotation, cellular component: cytoplasm.
CAUGGAUAACAGGGUGCCUAGGUAACAACAGCAGCAGUCUAGGAAAGGGUUGAUCAGAGGCAGCUAGGGGGUUAAGAGGACCCCAGCAGAGACGAUGAACAGACAGUCAGAAGAGCUGCAGAGGAUCAGCUCUAGUGCUCAGAGCGCAAGGAGGACCUGCUCCUGCAGACGCCCCUCUCUGCCCAUGUUUAUGUGUCUCUCCUGCUCCCCCUGUGUUUCUCUUCCCUUUGCUUCCCCUUGCAAUCCUGCAGCCAAGGCUCCUCUCAAAGAGGGGAGGGGAUUCUUUUUUUUGCCUUUUGCAGAGACCAUGCAUGCUAAUGUUCUUCGCUUCUGAUUGCUGCUGCUUCUGCCUCUGUCACACAUUGUAGCAGAGACACGCUGAGCUUUGGUGGACCUUCAGGAGAAGACUUGUGUGUCUGCAAAGGGAGCAGAAGACUUCCAGGAACCUGUGGAUUAGUUACAAGUGGGCUGCAACGCAAACAAGGUCUUGGGCUUUUAUUUUUUUUGCACUGGGAGCAAUUUCUCUUCUGGAUCUGGAUGGUGAAAGGGAAAGCAGGAGCAAAAAGUCCACCUCUGUAGAGAUGUCAUGGCUUAAUGAGACCCUCUGUCCUGGAUCUUUAAUUUGGGAGAACCCUAAAAGUUAUCCGGGGUUGGGGAGCAACAACUAAAAGUGGGAGGCAAAGUUGGAUCUCAUCAGCAGCCUCCGUUGGUUGAAGCAUAGAACCUUGUCCAAGACCAGAGAAGUUGGACCUUCCCCCGAGCAGAGGAGCGUUUUGGUGGUGAGUAAGAGGUUGUUGUGGUUCCUCUGGGUUGGGGGCUUUGAAGUGGCCGAGAAGACGACGAAAGGAGAAGGAAAGGCAGCCGUGGCCCCUGCCGGGAACAUGGGCACUUUGAGGGACUUGCAGUACGCUCUGCAGGAGAAGAUCGAGGAGCUCAGGCAGAGGGAUGCACUCAUAGAUGAACUCGAGCUGGAGUUGGAUCAGAAGGAUGAGCUGAUCCAGAGGCUCCAGAACGAACUGGAUAAGUACCGAUCUGUCAUCAAACCGGCCACCCAGCAGGUUCACAAACAGAACCCCACCACUUUGGGGGAGCAGAGGACCAAGAGGCAGGCUAUCUCUGCAGAGCCAACUGCCAUUGACAUCCAAGAAUUGAGUCAUGUCACUCUUCCCUUCUACCCCAAGAGCCCACAGUCUAAGGAAUUAAUUAAGGAAGCGAUUCUGGACAACGACUUCAUGAAAAACCUGGAAAUCUCCCAGAUCCAAGAGAUUGUGGAUUGUAUGUAUCCCGUAGAAUAUGGAAUGGACAGCUGCAUCAUCAAGGAAGGGGACGUGGGCUCGCUGGUGUAUGUCAUGGAAGACGGCAAGGUGGAAGUCACAAAGGAGAGCGUCAAGUUAUGCACCAUGGGACCAGGGAAGGUUUUCGGGGAGCUCGCUAUAUUGUACAACUGCACCCGCACAGCUACUGUCAAAACACUUACAAAUGUGAAACUCUGGGCAAUCGACCGACAAUGUUUCCAGACGAUAAUGAUGCGGACGGGGCUCAUCAAGCAGACGGAAUACAUGGAGUUUUUAAAAAGUGUUCCUACAUUCCAGGACCUUCCUGAAGAAAUUCUUAGCAAGCUGGCCGAUGUGCUUGAAGAGACUCACUAUGAAAACGGAGAGUACAUAAUCAGGCAAGGGGCUCGAGGGGACACUUUCUUCAUCAUCAGCAAAGGGAAGGUCAAUGUCACCCGAGAAGAAACUCCUGGUGAGGAUUCAAUAUUUCUUCGCACUUUAGGAAAGGGAGACUGGUUUGGUGAGAAAGCUCUGCAAGGGGAAGACGUGAGGACAGCGAACGUGAUUGCAGCUGAGGCCGUGACUUGCCUUGUUAUUGACAGAGACUCCUUCAAACAUUUGAUUGGAGGCUUGGAUGACGUUUCUAACAAGGCUUAUGAAGAUGCAGAGGCGAAGGCAAAAUACGAAGCGGAGGCGGCGUUUUUCGGCAACCUCAAACUGGCGGAUUUCAACAUCAUCGACACACUCGGCGUCGGAGGCUUCGGAAGAGUCGAACUGGUCCAGUUGAAAAGUGAUGAGUGCAAAACAUUUGCAAUGAAGAUCCUGAAGAAGAGGCACAUAGUGGACACAAGGCAGCAGGAGCACAUUCGGUCAGAAAAACAGAUCAUGCAAGGUGCACACUCAGACUUCAUUGUUAGGUUAUACAGGACGUUUAAAGACAGCAAGUAUCUAUAUAUGUUAAUGGAAGCUUGCCUUGGUGGAGAACUAUGGACGAUUCUCAGGGACAGAGGUUCAUUUGAUGAUUCAACAACAAGGUUUUACACAGCUUGUGUAGUGGAAGCGUUUGCUUAUCUGCAUUCCAAAGGGAUUAUCUAUAGAGACCUCAAGCCUGAAAAUCUCAUUCUUGACCAUCGAGGUUAUGCAAAGCUGGUUGAUUUUGGCUUUGCAAAGAAAAUAGGAUUUGGUAAGAAAACAUGGACUUUUUGUGGAACCCCAGAAUAUGUAGCACCAGAGAUCAUCCUGAACAAAGGUCAUGACAUUUCAGCCGACUACUGGUCACUGGGAAUCUUAAUGUAUGAGCUUCUGACUGGCAGCCCACCUUUCUCAGGUCCAGAUCCUAUGAAGACAUACAAUAUCAUAUUGAGAGGUAUCGACAUGAUUGAAUUUCCAAAGAAGAUUACCAAAAAUGCUGCUAAUUUAAUAAAAAAACUAUGCAGGGACAAUCCAUCAGAAAGGUUAGGAAACUUGAAAAAUGGAGUAAAAGAUAUUCAAAAGCACAAAUGGUUCGAAGGCUUUAAUUGGGAAGGGUUAAGAAAAGGCACAUUGACACCUCCUAUUAUACCAAGUGUUGCAUCCCCAACAGACACGAGCAAUUUUGACAGCUUUCCUGAAGACAGUGAAGAUCCACCUCCUGAUGACAAUUCAGGGUGGGACAUAGACUUCUAGUGUAUUUUUCUUACCUGCUUCUGCCUUGCUGAAGACAGCUUUCCUGAGACACGGCUGCCAAGAAGAAGAAGAAGAAGUAGAGAGCAAAAAAGGGAAGGAUUCGAUGGGGGAAGAUCAGUGCUCGGGGGUCACCAUGAUGCCUUGAUUGAUGCUGCUCCAGUUAUUACAGUGGCAUUAGGACUUAUUGCUUAAAUGACAAUAAUGCUCUUUAACAUGUUUUACGUUUUAAUACAAGAACUGACAUGGUGGUCCUGAAGCAAAUCUUCUUCUAAAGUAAUAAUAAUAAUAAUAAUAAUAAUAAUAUGAAAAGUAUUACUUUUUAUGCUGGCCACAUACACAAAGAUAGGAUCGUUCCAAAGUGAUUAAUCUCUUUUCUGACCUAUUGAAUUCCAUGAACAUUUUUGUUUGGGAGUAAGUGAUGAGACGCAGAUGGCCAAAAACAUGAAAUUCAGUUAAUUGGGACAGAAAAUGGGUUUUUUUUCACUCUCAGUUCACUAGUUUGGGGAUUAGAACCAUAGCGUCCAGAUGAUCACUGAUUAAUUGUUGACUCUGUCCAUGGAUCAUAUAUUUGUGUGUGUUGAUGUGAGUGUGUAUAUGGAAAUACAGAUGGUGAUUGUUUUUUGAGUGUGUGAUUCCUCUUUGUUAGGUAGGAUGAAAAUGUGAAAAUCCAACUGAUCACUUUUUAUGGUCUGCUUCUCUUGUGGUCUAUUGACUGAUCAGAUCAUUAUAUGUACAUAUUAAUUGGCUUGAAUCAAUGGAACCCAAAUGAUUACUAUUUCUGGCCUAUGAUCUACUCAUUGAUCAGAUCAUUGUGUGUGUCUGUUGAGUGGGUUGAACCAUCGUCUGCUUCCCUUGUGAUCUACUCACUGAUCAGGCCAAUGUGUGAAGUGGGUUGAACCAACAGAAUCCAAAUAAUUAUUAAUUUUAAUUGAAGUCCCCUGUUUAGGGUUCUACACUAACUUUGUGGUCAACCUCUUUGGCGCGUGAGUUUAUUUCAGAUCAAUGAAAAUCAUGGAGAACUUCCCAACCCUUUGUUUACGGAAAAAUCAUUGGGUGUGUGGCCAGCUUAAGCAUCUGAACAAAAAAGUGUGAAAUGAAAACUGUAUAUAAUAAGAAGAUAGUUUUAUCUGUUAAGGAUGGUUGAUAAUUUAUUGCAAUACUGUAGAUCAUGGUACAAUCAGACAUUUGAUAAUCUCAGCAAACUGGGAAUAAAACUGCGGGUCAGAAAAGAAACAGGAGGAUAUUUAUCAAGGCUUUAGCCCAGUUGCCCAGCAUAAAAAAAGUAAAAUAAUAUAUGGUAUGGAUAUUUACUCUUUUCAAAUUGAAAUCAUGCGAUUAAGGUUGGCAAAUGCUUCAUUCUAAUCCCAAACAUAGAGCAAAGGACUUUCGUUGACUCUUAUCCAUCUUAAGGACCAUAACCAUUCGAUCAUUGUGUUCACGUCAAUCCAGUUCUACAUUCUGACAUUUUUUUUUCAUUUGUUUUCAUUAUAAAACUGAAUGUUAACCUUUUCAUUUGUCAGAUUUGUUUUUUUAUGAUAUUAAUAAAAGCACAACUGCUGCA